CGAAUGAGUUCCGUGUAGACUGGAUUGCAAUCGCUACAGCCACCAGUUCUCUAGCCAUGCAGUUGUUGGCCAUCUUCUCCUUCUUUGUCUCUGUGCAUUCUCUAGCCAUAGAGCAGAGAUCAUGCGUUUCAUCUGACGUUGUCGCUGUAGCACAGCAAGUGACCAACCCUCACUACUUUUGUGCUUGGUACCUGAGCGAUGUAGAGCCAGCUGGCACAAAGGCCAAGAACCUGGAUGCAAUUGCCAAAGCAGCACGCCUCCAAAGCUUCGUUAGCGCAACAUGCCCAAGCACAUCUGGUAACCCAAUCAACAAGGAGUUCAAGGAUUCUUCUGCAUUCUGUUCCUUCUUCAACUCUUUCGAGCGACAAGAUUCGCCUAUACCUAACCUGAACGUGCCGGCCGUCAGACAUGCUUGCAAGUGCGUCUUGCAGAGUCCUACAACAUCCACAAAGAAAUCCAGCACAAAGCCAGCGUCAACGUCGACCAAGAAAACAAGCUCCAAGUCAUCAUCAUUAUCUUCUUCGAAGAGACCG
Aureobasidium musti is the source of this 533-nucleotide messenger RNA. NCBI's taxonomy places the organism in Eukaryota, Fungi, Ascomycota, Dothideomycetes, Dothideales, Saccotheciaceae. The record is from the annotation of a GenBank genome assembly.